This is a messenger RNA of Gryllus bimaculatus (two-spotted cricket), 709 nucleotides long. The record is from the annotation of a GenBank genome assembly. Lineage: Eukaryota; Metazoa; Arthropoda; Insecta; Orthoptera; Gryllidae.
GCAAGCCGUAAUUCCUCAUGCAACCUCGCUACAGGACCGCAGGUUUCUUUCCAAAAUCUCGUACGUCUCGCGGCAUACGAGAUACUACUGUUCGCUAAGACACUCACGUACCCAAGAUGGCAACACGUAUUGUUACGAAUUCGAUGUAGAACAUGUAUUUACUACUGGCUCUUCUGUUCAUUAUAUUGAAAGUUGACGGCUGGCUGAUCUCGCAAGAUGAAAUAUUUCUGCGGUUAGUGCGAUAAUAGUGAUGGCGGACGAAGAGACGGAACAAGAAGUUAGACGUGCUCUCGAUGUUCUUCAGUCAAUGAUUGACAUUUCUGCCGAUCGUUUAGAAGGACUGCGGACACAAUGUGCUACUAGUGCUGAAUUAACACAACAAGAAAUUCGCACUCUAGAAGGAAAGCUGAUCAAAUUAUUUUCGAAACAGUUGGUGACAAAAGCUAAGUUAGAUGGAGAUGCACUAGCAUCAGAUUUUAAGCAUGUUCCUUCUUUGGAACAGUGGCUGCAAGUUGUCGGUUUGUGUCCCGAAUCUGUGAAGUGCAUUUGUCAGAAAGUGUCAACAAUUGAAGCGCUGCAAGAAAAAUCAGAGCAUGAAUUACGUGUUAUUUUGACGGAUCAUUAUUCAAGACAAGAAGAAGUUCGUCGAUUAAGCCGUGCCCUUCAUAAUUUGAAGAAAUAUACUGCCAGUGAAGCUUUAAGUGAUUAG